Molecule: messenger RNA, 1506 nt
Organism: Mucor mucedo
Lineage: Eukaryota; Fungi; Mucoromycota; Mucoromycetes; Mucorales; Mucoraceae
Product: HAD-like domain-containing protein
Exons: 1
Coding region: 125-1321 (398 amino acids)
Biological process (GO): proton transmembrane transport; regulation of intracellular pH
Cellular component (GO): plasma membrane
Molecular function (GO): P-type proton-exporting transporter activity; ATP binding; ATP hydrolysis activity
Source: RefSeq, a predicted model, not a curated record
UCCAAGUCAAGCUCGUGCUGGUAUUACUGAAUUAGACUUCAAGCCUUUCAACCCUGUUAUCAAGCGUACCGAAAUUACCUACAAGAGCCAAGAAGACGGAAAAACGUACCGUGUCACUAAGGGUAUGUCUCACAUGAUUUUAGAACUCUGUACUCGUGACAAGACUGAGGCUCAAAUUCAAACUCUUAACGAUGAUGUUGAUGAAUUUGCUCGUCGUGGUCUUCGUGCCCUUGCCCUCGCUAUUGAUGAAAUUCCAUCUGGUGAAGUUGAUGCUCCUGGUAUUGGUUUCAAGCUUGUCGGUCUUUUACCUAUUUAUGAUCCUCCUAGAUCUGAUACCAAGGAAACUAUCGAUCGUGCUCAAGCUCUUGGUGUUGGCGUAAAGAUGAUUACUGGUGAUCAAUUGGCUAUUGCUAAAGAAACUGGUCGUCGUCUUGGUAUGGGUGAUAACAUGUUCCUUUCAAAGACUUUAAAAGAAGGUCCACCUGCUGGCUCCGGUUAUACUGAUGUUGAUCACAUGGUACUUCAUGCUGACGGUUUCGCUGGUGUUUAUCCUGAACACAAAUAUGAAAUUGUCGAACGUCUUCAAAAUAUGGGUCUUAUGGUUGCAAUGACUGGUGAUGGUGUUAACGAUGCUCCUGCCCUUUCAAAGGCAAACGUCGGUGUUGCUGUCGCUGACGCUUCUGACGCUGCUCGUUCUGCUGCCGAUAUUGUCUUGACAGCACCCGGUCUCUCUACUAUUGUUGAAGCCAUUAUGGGUUCUCGUCGUAUUUUCCAACGUAUGCGUAAUUAUUCCAUUUACACUUGUUCUGUUACCAUUCGUAUUGUCGUUGGUUUCUCUAUUCUUAUCUGGGCCUUUGAGUUUGAUUUCCCUCCUUUCAUGGUCUUGAUUAUUGCUAUGCUUAACGAUGGUACCAUUAUGACUAUUUCUAAAGAUCGUGUUCGUCCAUCACCUUUCCCCAACUCUUGGAACUUGCGUGAAAUUUUCUCAUAUGCCAUCGUUUACGGUCUUUAUCUUACAGCAUCUACUGUCGGUUUUGUCGCAGUUUGUCUCAAGACAGACUUCUUCCACCGUCAUUUCAACCUCCAAAACUUCACUAAUCCUAACGAUUUUGCCCUUCAUUCCGUUGUCUACCUUCAAGUUUCUACUAUAUCUCAAGGUUUGAUCUUCAUUACUCGUUCUCGUGGCUGGUUCUUUACGGAACGUCCAUCUAUUUUCCUUAUCUGUUCCUUCAUUGUUGCCCAAUUGGUCGCUACUUUCAUCUCUGUAUAUGCUGACUGGGGCUUUACCCAAAUUGAAGGUUGCGGAUGGCAUUGUAAGUAGUAUUUAAUCAAAACAAAGAUUGCUUUUUCAUAUAAACUUACAAAUUUUUUUUCUAGGGGCUGGUGUUGCUUGGGUUUGGAACUUUAUCUGGUUUGCACCUUUAGAUCUUGUCAAGUUCGCUAUGCAACACUUCUUUGAACCUAAGGUCGGUAAUGCUGAAGAUGCCAAGAUCACUGCUUCCCGUC